AUGUUAACAGAAUGUUAUAAUAAGUACAUAUUAGAAGAGUUAAAUCUUUCAAAUAUAUUGACACCUAAGAUGACGGAAAUUGAGAUUCCAUAUUCUGAUAACAGUUCGGUAAAUCUUCAUUCAACUAGUGAUUAUGUUGCGAUAAUAAUCAAAAAAGAAAUAAUAAUUUAUGAACUGGUUAGUGGCAUUAAAAUGAUGCAUGUUAAGUAUAAUAAAAAUAUAAUAGGAAUAAAUAGUAUUAACAAGUCUUUUUUAUUAGCUGCCGACGAUGGUACAUUUUAUGAGAUUGAUGAUAGUUUUAAAAAUGUAAAAAUGAAAUUUUUAAUAUCAUCACUUUUCACGGAACCAAUGGCAUGUAUUAUAAAUGAAAUAGAUACAAUAAAUAUAACAACUAAAAUAUUAACAAAUGAAAAUUAUAUAUCAAAUUUUAGAAAAUUAAUUAUAUAUCUCCUUAAGGAUAGUGUUCUUUUAGCAUUCAUAGAAAGUACAACAUUAUAUAUAAAUAAUUAUGUCAAAAUACCACUGAUUCAAAGAAAUAUUAUAGAAGAUGGAAGACAAGGGAAAGAUAUAAAUAUAGUAUGCAAUAGUGAUUUAACUUUGUUACUUAUUCAUUAUCAUAAAAAUAAUCUUGCUGUAAUAAACGAUUUGAAGCCGCAUGAUAAAAUCAGUAUUGAAAAUAAAAUAUGUACUAACCAAAGUCAUACAAUACAAUUUAGUAAAAAAAAAAAAAUUGUUGAUUUUAUGUUUAAUGGUGAAUUUUUAUAUAGUAUAACAGAGAAUGGAAUUAUAACAGAAUGGAAAUUAUUAAAGAAUGGAAGAAAACACAGAAAAAGACAAUUUUUAACUUCAUUAAAAAAUUGUAUAAAAUUUUUAAGUAUUAACAAUAGGAAAUUUAUUAUCCAUACUGCAUUAAAAAUUUCAUUUAUAACAAUUAAUGACAUUGAUCAAAUAAUUCAAAAUUUUGAUACUUGA
Strongyloides ratti is the source of this 972-nucleotide messenger RNA. RefSeq lists its product as hypothetical. Lineage: Eukaryota; Metazoa; Nematoda; Chromadorea; Rhabditida; Strongyloididae. The coding region runs from base 1 to 972 and encodes 323 amino acids. The transcript has 5 exons. The record is from RefSeq and is a predicted model, not a curated record.